Salvia splendens (bonfire salvia) is the source of this 1333-nucleotide messenger RNA. Its product is annotated as glutelin type-B 2. The transcript is spliced from 3 exons. Bases 111 to 1181 code for a protein of 356 amino acids. Gene Ontology annotation, molecular function: nutrient reservoir activity. Lineage: Eukaryota; Viridiplantae; Streptophyta; Magnoliopsida; Lamiales; Lamiaceae. The record is from RefSeq and is a predicted model, not a curated record.
UCUAAUCAACUUUCUUCUCCACUCUAAAAAGCUUUGUUAGUUACUCCAUUUGUCAGCACUCAGUUAAUUUUUCUGGUUUAGAGAGAUAAACACUAGGUUUCUAGAGAGAGAUGGAGCUCGAUUUGACACCGAAGGUUGCGAAGGAGAUCUACGGCGGAGAUGGCGGCGCGUACUACGCGUGGUCCCCUAUCGAGCUGCCGAUGCUCCGCGAAGGCAACAUCGGCGCCGGAAAGCUCUCUCUUGUGAAGAACGGAUUCGCUCUGCCUCGCUACUCCGAUUCUGCUAAGGUUGCUUAUGUUCUUCAAGGUAGUGGAGUUGCUGGCAUCAUUCUCCCAGAGAAAGAAGAGAAGGUACUCGCAAUCAAGAAGGGAGACGCCAUUGCCCUUCCAUUUGGCGUGGUAACAUGGUGGUACAACAAGGAGGACUCUGAUCUAGUUGUCCUUUUCCUCGGAGACACCUCAAAGGCCCACAAAUCCGGCUCCUUCACCGACUUUUUCCUCACCGGCACCAACGGAAUCUUCACUGGAUUCUCAACCGAGUUUGUGGGAAGGGCGUGGGACUUGGACGAGAGUGUUGUCAAAACCCUCGUCGGGAGCCAAAAGGGCAACGGCAUUGUCAAGCUCGACCCGAGCCUGAAGAUGCCAGAGCCCAAGAAGGAGCACUACAACGGCAUGGUACUGAACUGCGAGGAAGCUCCACUUGACGUGGACAUCAAGAAUGGUGGGAAAGUGGUGGUCCUCAACACCAAGAACCUGCCUUUGGUGGGCGAGGUGGGGCUCGGUGCUGAUCUCGUGAGGCUGGACGGUAAAGCCAUGUGCUCCCCGGGCUUCUCCUGUGACUCUGCCCUGCAGGUGACCUACAUUGUUAGGGGAAGUGGCCGAGUGCAGGUUGUUGGAGUCGACGGCAAGCGCGUCUUGGAAACGACCAUCAAGGCCGGAGAUCUCUUCAUUGUUCCGAGGUUCUUUGUUGUCUCCAAAAUUGCUAAUGAUGAGGGCAUGGACUGGUUCUCCAUUAUCACAACUCCCAAUCCUAUAUUCACACAUUUGGCCGGAAGGACUUCGGUGUGGAAGGCGCUGUCGCCGGAAGUGCUGCAGGCAUCUUUCAACGUGCCACCACAAGUUGAGGAGAAGUUCACCUCCAAGAGGAAGGCUGAGGAGAUUUUCUUCCCACCACCAAAUUAAUCAACGCUUCUUUCCUUUCUCUGUUUCUAUGUUCUUUUUUUAUGGAUUUGAAUCAUUUUAGUUCUUUUUCCGUUCAUUUUAGGAUUUGAUAUAUUCUGCAUAUUGGUUAUAUUUUGAGUUUUUUUUUUUUGCAAUAAAGUGUUUUUUCCUAA